CUAGACUGGAUGUUCCAUUUGAUCUCGUGUAUGGUGGGCUGUGUUUGUGUACCGUUCCUCCAACGUGUAGGGCCAGUGGUCAACACCGGUACAAUGAUUGGGCGGAUGAUGGUCCAUUUAAACUAAUAUAUAUUAAUAACUGCUAUAUCUUUAGUCAUUGAUUAAACUCGCUAUAGUAGCUUCAAGUUAAAUAAGAGGGUGCCGAAAUUUACUCCUUUUCCCUCUUUUGAAUAUGGAUAACUGUCAGAUUAACUUACAUAAAUUGAAAAAGUCAGGAAACUAAUUAAUACAAAAACUAUAUGUACCAGUACACUAUAUUCUAAUAAAAUAAUAAUCUUAAGCUCACUACAGGAAAAAUAAAUACAUAAGCUAUAGAUUUAAGCAAGUAUUAACCCUAGUACUUGAUUACAUUCGAAUACCCGAACAACCAGUUUAGUAUUUUAUCAAGGUAAUAGACUGCGCUGCUUACAAUUGUACCAAGCUAGUUAAUGAUACAAAAGAAUUACUAACGGUGGUUUUCGCGGUCUGUUAAUGCGGUUCUUAGUCGUUAUUACCUUUAUUUAAAAUAAUUUAUUAUGAAGUUUUACAAUGGUGUCAACAAGAAGUGUGAAACAUAAAUUUAGCGAGGGAGAAAAAGUACUGUGUUAUGAACCUGAUCCUGCUAAAACAAAAGUUUUAUAUAAUUCAAAGGUUUUGGGCAUUGGUGAGAAGAAGGAUGAAAGUGGAAAGAAAGUUGUCCAUUUUUUAAUUCAUUUUCAGGGUUGGAAUUCGACUUGGGAUCGAUUUGUGACUGAAGACUAUAUAUUAAAAGACACGGAGGAAAACCGAAAAUUGCAGAAAGAGCUUGCUGAAAAGGCUCAACUUACAUCUUUUUGUGUUGUCAGUGGCGGUAAUCUUUAUCGCCGAGGACGUAAGAGAAGAACCCUAAGCAGAACGGGCUCUGACAAUGAGAAACGAGGUGGUGAAAGUGAUAGUGAAGGAGAGGCCGGGGGCGGAGUCCAAACAACAUUCAGCCCUGGUCUUCAAGCCCUUUUGGAUACUGAUCACUCGCUUAUUAACAACAGCAAUAAGUUAGUGAAGUUACCUGCUUCUCCAAAUGCUGUAGAAAUACUUGAGGCUUACAUGAAAGAUUUUACAAUAAAUCAAAUUAGACUUUUAUGUCAUAAGAGAGGCCACCUAAGGCCUACUGCUGGAAAGAAUGCCCAUAUGACAGUUGCUGAAAUAUUUAUUAGAGCUAAUCUUUGUCGUGAAGUUGCUGAUGGUUUGAGAGUUUAUAUUGAUUUUAUGACAGAACUUUCACUUCUCUAUCCUCAGGAACGUUCUCAGUUUAAUGAUUUUACAACUAAAACUUUAUCUCUUAAACCGAUCAAGAAAGAAGAAAAAAAUGAAACUAAGGAGGAGCCUAAAGAUGAACCAGAAGUUAAACAUAAUUCUCCUGUUAGAGAAACUGAUCGGAAAAAAUCACUUAGAUCUCAUACUGAGACAAAUGUAGCCACUACAUUAAACAACACCCCCUUAGCUGGUGUAAAUAAUUCUAUCCCGCUCAAUAAAGCAGAUGCAUCUCAAAAAUCUGAUAGCAUGCCUCAAGUAAAAGCAGAAAAUCAUGUAUCUCAAACAAAACAAGAUGGACAUGCAUCACAAAACAAGUUAGAUGGCGUAUCUGUCGAUUUAGCAUCUUUCCUUGGCCAUGAUGUGGUGAAAGGUGGAGAGAAUUUGGUAUUGAGGCCAAUGUCCCAAAGAGAAAGGGACCUUCUUAAGAAGUUAGUCAACAGAAAAUUAGUACCUGAUUGGUUUUUAAAACAGCAAGGUUCAGAAGGUAAUCCGAUCGCUCCUUGCCUCGUGUAUGGUGCUGUUCACCUGGCAAGAGCUUUAGUAAAAAUACCAGAAAUAUUUCCUCAUGCAGAGCAUAGUGAAUCAAAAAUGAAUUCAAUUACUGAAUACUUAAAUGGAUUUACUAAGUUUCUUGAAGACCAUCCUGAGUGGUUUGCUGAUAAUCAGUACUGUGAUAACACCUAUUCGCAAGUAAUCGAUAAUGCUGUAAUGAAAAUGGAAAUCAGUUGAGUCACCAAGUUCAGAUACAGUAAGAAGCUGUAAAUCAAAUUUUUCAAUUAUGGAAUUAAUUUACAGUUUGUAAUGUUACAAUUUAAUUAUUAAUUGUAUAUUAAAUGUGGUCAUUGAUUAUCUAUUUUUACUAUAUGGAUUGUUUGUCUUUCAUAAGAAAAAAAAACUGAAAGAACCAGCAAUUUCAAAUUUAUUUCAAUACUUUCAUUCUGUCUCUCGUCAACUUUGAAGUCUAUACAUUACUACUUUUAAUUUAUUUCUUUGAAAUAAACUGUACACUUUUAAACAGUACCUCUUAGAUUUGUUGUAUAAUGUAGAUAAUUAUUUCAAUGUUAUGAUACUGUAUAUAAUUCAUGAUUUCUAAUGUAAAUAUAUUUAGUUCAUUACUGUUACUAUUGAUACUUCUUUUUUAUUAUCAUGUUUCUGCUAUAAAUGUUUAUAUACUUUUAAAUAUUAGAUUUUACUAAUUUGUAACUCCUUCCUGGAUUAUAAUUUUUACAUGAUAUGAGUUAUUUUCUAAACUUAAUAAGUAGUUUUCAUUGAAACAAUGGUUACCUUUUUUAAUGUUAAAUAUUAAGCUAUUGGCCAUCAUUAUCUUGUUGUUAGUUCAUUAUUAUCUUGAAAACAACCCGUGUAAGUGUUUUGUUAUAAAUUGAUCUCGUGUAAAUAAAGUUAAUGAUAUUUGUUGUGAAUGUUAUUUAAAUAAAAAAAAAUUUAAAAAUUUUUCUUUCCGUCUUGCUCACCUUGCUUGACCUAUUCAAUCUUGGUCAUUGGGAAAUUAUUUUUGUGAAUAUCACAAUUAAUUAAAUGAAAAAGAUUUGUCUGUAGUUCAUAAAAU
Messenger RNA from Nezara viridula (southern green stink bug), 2899 nucleotides. Lineage: Eukaryota; Metazoa; Arthropoda; Insecta; Hemiptera; Pentatomidae. The record is from the annotation of a GenBank genome assembly.